CACCCCUCUCCUGUCUCUCCCUCUCUCUCUCUCGUUGCCCCUAACUCCCUUCCUUUAAUGAGACAUAGAGCGUAACACCCAUUUCUCUCUCUGUCUCUGCCUUGGAAGAGCCGGGGACUACCCUGAGUAUCUCCAUCUCCAAGCAAAAUGGAAUCUUUGGUAUACCUUCUUUAAUCCAGUGCUUUGAGGCCGCGAGGUGAGCAGAGGUAUAAAGAUGGGUUCUUGCGCUUCGGUUCAGAAGAAUCCGGACUCCGCCAUGGGAUUUCGACUGGGUUUAGGCUCCAAGGCCAAGAGAUUCUUCAUUCCCUCCCCUGCCAAAGAGAAGCCUUUGAAUGGUCAGAGCUCAGUUGGUGGAUUCGAUUUCAAGGACAACGUGGUGGACUCUGGAGUAGGUCUUAGAAGCCCAGAGUUUGCAGGUAGCAAAGAGGAGAUCUUCUUUGAUUCACGGGCAUGGUUAGACUCUGACUGUGAAGAUGAUUUCUACAGUGUCAAUGGAGAAUUUACUCCAUCUCGUGGCAGUACCCCAAAUCACCAGACAUGCACAGUUGCAACACCUCGACCGGACAAUGCUUUCUUUGUGGACAAAUUUCCUGACUCCAAAUCAGAACCUUCUCCAAUUGGUAGAAGAAAACUGGCUGACCUUCUCCAAGAAACAUCAAAUGGUGAGAAGGGUGUCAAUGAGCAAAAAGCUUCUGAAAAGAAAUUAGAAAUGAAUGGGAAGCCAGAUGAUUACCAAAUCAACCUUCACCAACCUCCAAAAUCAUUAGAUGGAACUCCCUGCUCUGGUGUCAAUUCUGUAUACAGCAAUGAGGCCACUCCAAAUAGAGACUCCAAGAACAGAAAAGAGAGGACAUGGAGAAAUGCACAUUGUUGCUUUCCAAGCUUGGUACAGAGUUUUGGUUUUUAUGAGAGGCAGAAAAUGAGCCCAGGACCCUGCACCGCCUGACGGCGCUAUCACUCUAUGAGAUGACUUUGGCCUUCAGCGGUCCACUGUUAGGUUGCUGCAACUUGAGCAACACUAUUAGGAUGUCCAAUCUGUAUUCCAGUGUUCAUAUAGAACCAGAAUAUUAGCCACUAAACAUCUGUUCCCUGGAUACUGCAGAAAGUGUUCGAUGGUGGAAAUUUGUAUUGAGAGAGAGAAUUGCAGAUGUCUUUUUAUGUUAAUGGUCAUCAAGUGCAUCGCUCAAAGCAGUGCAGGUAAUAUCGAUGAUCAGAAGAUCCUUGUACUGGGGAAGGAUGGAGGAAAACUAAUGAGCAUGCAGACUUGACUGUCCUUAGUAUUUGUACCUUAAACUCGGUAAUCCUAGAGGAAAAAUGUUCUCAGAGUUUGCUAAGAU
Elaeis guineensis (African oil palm) is the source of this 1337-nucleotide messenger RNA. RefSeq lists its product as uncharacterized. The record is from RefSeq and is a predicted model, not a curated record. NCBI's taxonomy places the organism in Eukaryota, Viridiplantae, Streptophyta, Magnoliopsida, Arecales, Arecaceae.